Messenger RNA from Pogona vitticeps (central bearded dragon), 1829 nucleotides. It is a transcript of the gene CD200R1, whose product is annotated as CD200 receptor 1. Gene Ontology annotation, cellular component: external side of plasma membrane. Gene Ontology annotation, molecular function: signaling receptor activity. Gene Ontology annotation, biological process: regulation of neuroinflammatory response. Lineage: Eukaryota; Metazoa; Chordata; Lepidosauria; Squamata; Agamidae. The record is from RefSeq and is a predicted model, not a curated record.
GCUCUGUCAGCCAUAGCAGUGUGAAACCCAGUAUUACCCAAAUGUGCUCUUUCUACAUACAAGAGAUACACAUAAAAGAAGUACAAACAAUGGAAGGGGCUAGAAUCAUUUUCAUGCUACAGUUUGCCUUUUCUUCUCUGCCAAACGCUUAUCAUUAUAUGUUAAGUGUCAUUUCCUGAAAUAAAUUCCUCUUUGACAUGGAGCCCAGACACAGAUGGAUCAACCUUUUUUAAAUUUUUUAUUAUUUUCAGUCAGCGCUUAUCUGGCAAAGACAGCAAUUUUGUUCAGAGAACCAAUGAGAAAAGUGACUUCAUCUGUUUCCUCAGUGAUCAUUUUUGACUCUAAGCACACAGGAAGUCCUGAACAGUGAUGAAGUAGAAGGAAGAAGCACCCGAACCUACAGGAGCUUAUCAGUGAAGAACAUACAGAGUUGCUACAGAAAUGGAUUGAUGUGGGAAGAGAUGAGAGUUCGAAGGAAACCAUUGUACAAAAAGGUGCCCACUGUAAUGGAGGCCAGGUGUAAAACAGAAUGGAUGCAGUGGUGAGAAGACUAUGACACCCAAACUUGUUAUUUAUUUUAUUAUGAUGUAUUGGGGUGCAUUUGCCCUGAUUGCUACCACAGUGGCCAUGGCAACAAUGGGGUCAUCUCUGGAGAAAAAGGCCAUUUACAAUAACUCUACACAACAUUAUUUCAAUAUUUCUCCCAGAGCAACAACGGAAACCAAGCUUACAUCUCAAUCAGCAGAAGUUCAGUUAACUAAGUCUGCAGUGGUUAGUACUCCUGCUGUCCUAGACUGUCCUCAACACAGCUAUGUAUUAGCAGUAUGGAGGAUAUAUUUAAAGAAUGGAACAAGUUGCUACAUAUCGUACAAAAGAGAGACAAAUUCAACAGAAAGAAACUGCAGUAAGAACAUGAAUUGGGUCUCCAGACCAGACCAGAUAUCUGCUCUUCGUCUAAAGUCGCCAGAGUUUUCCAGUGAAGGAAUAUACAUGUGUUCUAUUGCCUAUGCUAGGGGAACUUUCAUCUAUAAAUACAAUCUAACUGUAUUAGCACCUCCUGAAGUCACUUUGACUCAUACCAUCAAUGGAACUGCUGUGUGUAAAGCAGCUGCAGGAAAACCAGCAGCACAGAUCUCAUGGGCCCAACGGGGAGAUUAUGACACUAUGAAGGAAACUCUGCAUAAUGGCACAGAGACAGUCACCAGUAUAUAUAAUACCACCAACACUAAUGAAGAUGAAGUUGUUUGUAUCAUCUCUCACCCUGCUUGGAAGGAUGCCCGCAUCUUAAAUAUCUCAUUAGACAGAUAUAAUGAAAGAAGGAAAGAUGCUACAAUGAAAAUUCUCUAUAGUAGCCUCGCUGGUCUCUUGGGAAUCCUUGUGCUUUCACUUUUCAUCUAUGCCUGGAGAUUCUUCUAUGGAAGACAAACAGACCCCACCAUAAUGAAAAGCCCUGAAACAAUUUCUGCAAGACAGAGCAUCCAGGACAAUGAGUUGGAGCCAUAUGCUACCUUUGUGCAAGUGGAAAACAUGAUCUAUGACAAAACUGGUGACUUCGUACAGGCUUGAAGACUUCCCAACAGGAUGUUCAUGUUCACCACCAAACUAUGUGAGGAUAUGUGAAAGAACAACACAUAACUACGGCAAAGAAAACCAAGUGUUUUUUUUAAAAAUCAACUUUCCUGUUGAGCAUUAAUACUUUUGAGUUUGGGUAUUCAUGCCAUGGGCUCAGUAAUGCAACUGUUGUCUCCGAUAAUGUUCCAUAUCCACACUUGUUGGCUGAAAAGCCAGAGGCAAUUCUUUAUAUUAAAAAAAAGGAUGCAGAAUGAUAA